AUGGUCUACAUAAUGGGAGUCGCGUUGUCGGACGCUUAUCCGGCAAAGAUUGCACUUACAGGCAUCUACGGAAUUGGUCGAACACUCGCCCGUCGAAUCUGCGCUCGCCUUCAAAUACACGAAAACGCACCAUUGACGAGCUUGACUCCGCAACAAACGACGGCAUUGACGGCCUUUUUGUCUGCUCCAGCCAAUGCUCCAUUGCUACCAAAACUCCCGCUGGCCAGCCCACACUUUCGACCCAAUUUUCAUACAAAUCUGGUAGCACCUCCGACCGGUAAAGCAACGAAUACCAACGCAAUUAAAGCCAUACCCCCGAAAUCCGAAACCUCUUUGGCUGCUCGUGCACAGAAUGAGCAACAAAGUGUCGGGCUUGGAGACCGCCUGAGAAACAUCAAGGUUGAGACGGACCUACGAAGAGCCGUAAGGGAAAAUAUCAUGCAUCAUCGACUGGUCAACACCUAUAUCGGACGAAGACAUGCCAUGGGCCUGCCAGUCAGAGGUCAACGGACAAACUCGAAUGCAAAGACGGCUCGACGUCUCAACAAACUGGAGCGACGAGGUUGA
Molecule: messenger RNA, 567 nt
Organism: Serendipita indica DSM 11827
Lineage: Eukaryota; Fungi; Basidiomycota; Agaricomycetes; Sebacinales; Serendipitaceae
Source: the annotation of a GenBank genome assembly